AAGACGUCAAACAAUCAGACAAAAACAAAGCCAGUUGAACGCUUUUUUCUUUAAUCACUCUGCUUCUGCUGCAAUCACUGUUUACAGCAAACAAAAUACGAUGACCGAACGUUUGGAAAAAAAUGUACGCAAAGUUGUCCUCAUCACAGGAUCGAGUUCGGGGAUUGGUGCGGCAGCGGCAAUCCAGUUUGCAACUUUAGGCUACCGGAUGUCUUUGUUCGCCAUGAAUGUACCGGUGGACGAAGCUGGACUGGCCGACACAAAAGAUCGAUGCCUGAAAGCCAAUCCUGAACUCACCUCAGAUGACAUCCUGACGAUGACUGGCGAUUUGACUGUAGAGAAAGAUUGCCACCUGUACAUCGAGAAAACGUUCGAAACUUUCAAGAGAAUUGACGUCCUGGUGGCCAACGCCGGAAUCGUCAGCGGCAGUCGACUGGAAAACCUGAAAAUGGAAGACUUUGACAAAGUGAUGAAUAUCAACUGUCGAGUGGUUGUCCUAAUGAAUAAAUUGGUCAUCCCUUAUCUGGCCGAAACCAAAGGAAAUAUUGUCAACGUGUCCAGCGUGGCCGGAUUGCGUGCGUGUAACGAUAUGAUUGCGUACUGUAUGAGUAAAGCUGCCGUUGCCCAAUUAACUCGUUGCGCCGCUUCCGAAUUGGCUUCCAAAGGAAUUCGGGUCAACGCCGUUUGUCCGGGCCUUAUCGACUCUACCAGGAUCUUUCAAAACGCCGGAUUCUCGACCGAGUUCCACGACUUGAUGAUAGAACGCGUGAAAUCCUCCCACCCUCUCGGUCGAGCCGGAACCCCGGAAGAAGUUGCCAAAUCCAUCGCUUUUCUGGCCUCCGAAGAACAGGCUUCAUUCAUGACUGGAGUCACUUUGCCAAUUGAUGGGGGACGUUGUGUCUCGUCAUAAAAUUAAAAUGGCAAAUCAAAAUUAAAUUUGACAGCACGCACCUGGCACGCACUAUAGGCUAUCAAGCUAAUAAAACUUAAAGAAAAGAUUCCGGUUAUAUUUUCUAGGCUUCUUAAUUAACAAUUGCCUGUAUUCAUUACAUAAUAAUUAAAAAUAUAUUUCAACCGCGUCAGA
Molecule: messenger RNA, 1084 nt
Organism: Daphnia pulicaria
Lineage: Eukaryota; Metazoa; Arthropoda; Branchiopoda; Diplostraca; Daphniidae
Exons: 4
Coding region: 101-910 (269 amino acids)
Molecular function (GO): oxidoreductase activity
Source: RefSeq, a predicted model, not a curated record